This is a messenger RNA of Micropterus salmoides (largemouth bass), 7015 nucleotides long. RefSeq names its product cAMP-specific 3',5'-cyclic phosphodiesterase 4C-like. NCBI's taxonomy places the organism in Eukaryota, Metazoa, Chordata, Actinopteri, Centrarchiformes, Centrarchidae. Gene Ontology annotation, biological process: signal transduction. The record is from RefSeq and is a predicted model, not a curated record. The transcript is spliced from 16 exons. Gene Ontology annotation, molecular function: 3',5'-cyclic-AMP phosphodiesterase activity. Gene Ontology annotation, cellular component: cytosol; perinuclear region of cytoplasm; nucleus. The coding region runs from base 2093 to 4786 and encodes 897 amino acids.
GGAGAGGGAGAGGAGAGGCAGGGAGGAAGGAAGGCUGGUGAAGCAGCGGAUAUUCAUGAAGACGGCAAGUGUUUUUUUUUUCCUUCUUGCCGUGGUGACACACUGCUAGUCUGCAGAGAGACAUAGGGAGCUAUGAAGGAGACAAGUGAAAGCAAGAAGACGAGGCCCAGCCGAUCUUUUCAUUGAUCUUGAGGCGAUCAAGGGAAGCCACACCGAAGAGGACACACUUAGACAGAUUCGAGGAUGGAUCCCGGCAUAUCAAACCUGGGAUUUUAACAUCUGGACUUGACAUCUUCUCGCUUUGCAGAGUUUGGAUCCAACUGACCAAUCAGACAGUGAAAAACUGAUCUGAGAUAGGAGAGAUGUACAAAUUAUGGAUUAUUAAUUGUUAGAAAACUGCAUUCAUGCGGGAUCGGGUUUACAGCUGGGAAAUGUCAUGUGAACAAUACUCCAAGUUGGAUUAACUGUUUAGAAAACUUGGGAAAAGAUUUUCUUCAGGAGUGACAUCAUGAACUCUGACCGGGAAAUCCCAUUGGCUUGUCUGGCCAAGACAUGCUGACCAGAAACUCAUAGUUUACACUAAAAUGGAAUUAGAAGUUUCUCUUUUUUAAAAGUUUUUCUUCCUUCCACCUUUGCCUUUUGAGAAAACAUCAGAUCAAAACAAAGGUCAUCCAGCUCAGACUGAACGUGGAGCCUCUGAGGGGCACAUAAAUGCAUCUUUAGCAUUUACUGGCAGGUUGGAAGCCUGGUUUCAGCCAUCUAAACACUGAGGUGUGGACAAGAGUGCGAGCGAGGCGGUUGGCUGGCUGAGUCAGCUCCAAUGGGGGCCGGUUGUGACCCGGUCUGACCCCGGUUUGACCUUGCAGUGACCUCUGAUCUCUCCGGUCCUGGCUCUCCACCUGCUCUGCUGCCUGGGUUCCGGAACGCUCCGCCCUGGGGCCCAGAACGAGCCAAUCAGAAUGAAGAAGAGCCGCAGCGUGCUGUCUGUGACGGGAGAAGAGGUGAGAAGGAGAAUAUAAACAACCAGGGAUGUUCUGGAGAAAAUCAGCUUACUUCACUUUUCACUGUCACUUGUUUCCAUGAGAAUAGAUAACAGGCAGACUGUCAGACCUAGACUGUGUGUGUUUUCUUGAUGACAUAUAAACCUCGUGACUUUCACACAUCCAACGCUCCCUUUGUUCUUGUUUUCAAAGUCUGUGGACACACAAAGGAGUCUGAGUGAACAUGAGCCUCCACUCUCUUCACCAGUGUGAACCACUCGGUCAGUCAUAGUCCUCUAUGUAAAUGAGCCCCAGCUAAACGAGUGCUCUAUGUAAAUGAGCUAUUUUCUUUUAAAGGUAACGUCUUGGCUGAAGGACGUAAUACCAUGCAUUAUUCAAGUACUCUAUUAUUGAUUAUGCUGAUCGGGUGCCCAUACAUUUGUGUGUGUGGUUGUGCGUAUUGUAUGUGUGUGUGUGUGGAUUGGAGCAUCUUUCCACAUCUGGGUCUGGACGACAUCAAACGCAGCGUGGAGGCAACACGGCACUGUUGCCUAGCAACUGCUACCAUUCCCCCAGUGUUUUGGUGCUACGGUACUGCAGUGCAGAUCAGCCUCUAAGAGCUCAGUCUGUGGAGGCCUCAUCCCAGACGCACACACAUGUAGCCUAACACACACACUCACACAUGCAUGCAAACACACAAACAUUUAUAACUUAUAUGGUCUGUUUAUGGUUUUAGUUUUUUCACUCAGCAGAAUUUGAAUAUGGCAAGUCAACAUGUUUUGAUAGGACCAAGUUCUUUCAUUUUUAUUACAUGCUCUGAAUUAGAUACACACUACUAAUUGUUUUAUUUACAAAGAAACAAAUGUGUCUCUCUUGCUCCAUGUCUCUGUUUCCCUUACUUCCCCUCCCCUCCCCCGUCUCACAGAGUAAUGACAUAGAUAUAACAGGUGCUGGGGAGAAGGCGGAGUCAUCUCGCUACAGCCGGUCUUAUACAUCUGGGGCCACACUAGGGGCUGAACUACGCAGAGGGAGGAGCAGAAGACUCUCGUCUAGUCUUCAGGUAUUGAAAGGAAGCAUGGGUGCAUUAACCUGCUCUGGGCCCUGGGGCAAAAAUGAGCAUCAACAAACAUGUGCCCUGCUGGCUCCGCCCUCGAGACCGCACUCGUUCACCAGAGGUGCUGAACAACGUGUCGCGUCCAACAACUCUUCCCCUCCGCAUCCCGCCGCGCAUCUCCAUCACACAAGCAGACACUGACAGUUACGAAGCAGAAAAUGGCGUGUCACCAGGUCACACCCCGCUGGGUUCGCAGAGUCCAGGCCUCACCAUACACACCUCCUUUCCCCAGGGCCAGAGAAGAGAGUCCUUCCUCUACCGUUCUGACUCGGACUACGACAUGUCGCCCAAGACGGUCUCGCGUAAUUCCUCCCUUGCCAGCGAAGGGCACACAGGAGAGGACUUUAUUGUCACACCUUUUGCUCAAGUACUGGCCAGUCUGCGAUCAGUACGGAGCAACUUCACCAUUCUUGCCAACGUCUCCACACCAACAGUCAAGAGGUCUCCUCUGGGUGGAGUUUGCGUCAGUCCCAGGGCGUCACUGUCAGACCAGCAGUACCAGCAGCUUGCCCUGGAAACACUGGAGGAGCUGGACUGGUGCUUGGACCAGUUGGAGACCAUUCAGACACAUCGCUCUGUCAGCGAAAUGGCCUCCAACAAGUUUAAGAGGAUGCUGAACAGAGAGCUGUCCCACCUCUCAGAGAUGAGUCGUUCUGGUAACCAGGUGUCUGAAUACAUUUCCAGCACCUUCAUGGACAAGCAGAAUGAGGUGGAAAUCCCGUCUCCCACUCUGAAAGACAAAUCUAUGAGUCACAUCAGUGGAGUAAGGAAACUGUCUCACAGCUCCAGUCUCUCCAGCGCUUCAAUGCCUCGCUUUGGUGUUAACACAGACCACGAGGAUGAGCUUGCCAAGGAGUUGGAGGAUCUGGACAAGUGGAGUUUUAACAUAUUCAGAGUAGCAGAAUUCUCCAACAACAGACCCCUCAGCUGCAUCAUGUACACCAUCUUCCAGGAGCGAGAGCUGUUGAAAACAUUUCGUAUCCCAGUCGACACCUUUGUCACUUACGUGAUGACCCUGGAGGACCAUUACCAUGGAAACGUAGCGUACCACAACAGCCUCCAUGCUGCAGAUGUCACCCAGUCCACACACGUCCUCCUCUCCACACCUGCUCUUGAUGCUGUCUUUACUGACCUGGAGAUCCUCGCCGCCCUGUUUGCUGCAGCGAUCCAUGAUGUAGACCACCCCGGCGUUUCCAAUCAGUUCCUCAUCAACACCAACUCGGAGCUGGCCCUCAUGUAUAAUGAUGAGUCAGUUUUGGAGAACCACCACCUCGCUGUGGGCUUCAAGCUUCUGCACCAGGAAAACUGUGACAUCUUCCAGAACCUCACCAAGCGACAGCGCCAGAGCCUUCGCAAGCUCGUCAUCGAUAUGGUGUUGGCCACAGACAUGUCCAAACACAUGACCCUACUGGCUGACCUGAAGACCAUGGUGGAGACCAAGAAGGUGACGAGCUCUGGCGUGCUGCUCCUGGACCACUAUACAGAACGGAUACAGGUGCUGAGGAACAUGGUGCACUGUGCAGACCUGAGCAACCCCACCAAGGCGUUGCCGUUAUACAGACAGUGGACGGAGAGGAUCAUGGAGGAGUUCUUUCGACAGGGUGACAAGGAGCGAGAGAGGGGGAUAGAGAUCAGCGCCAUGUGCGACAAACACACCGCUUCUGUGGAGAAGAGUCAGGUUGGCUUCAUCGACUACAUUGUCCACCCGCUAUGGGAGACGUGGGCUGACCUGGUGCACCCGGACGCCCAGGAGCUGCUGGACACACUAGAGGAGAACAGGGAGUGGUACCUGAACACCAUGCCCCAGUCUCCCUCACCUCCCCCGGACAGACACCUGCAGCAUGACCGCUUCCAGUUCGAACUCACCCUAGAGGACCUGGAGCACAACAACCAUAACCACAUACACCUGAGCAACAGCAGCCAGACAGCCAUCUGUGAUGACAGCAUCGAAGACCAAAUGCAGGACGGCCGGGCGGAGCUGAAAGGCGAGGAACAGAACCAUGAAGAAAAUGAGAAAGAAGACGACGAGAAUCACAACAGCGAACACAACGGAGUCGGAGAUGAAGAGGAGGAGGAGACUACAGAAAGAGAGGGAGAAGAUGAAGAGGAGGAGCAUGGAGAGGACCAAGUAGAAGAAGAAGGAGGAGGAUGUCAGACAGAUGAAACAGAAAGAGGAGAGGAAGUGAAUGAUGCAACGGAGGAUGAGGAGACUAAAGAACAGGAGGAAGAGAAUGAGCAAAAUCAGGAUGUUGAACAAGGGCAGGAAGAGGGUAAUGAGGAAGGGGGAAAUGAUGAAGAGGAAGGCGAGGAAGGUGCAGAAAAUGAGGGCGGAGAAGGUGAGGAAAUGUUGGAAAGUGAAGAAGUAGAAGGGGAUUUAGAGGGAGAAAAAGAAGGUGAGGGGGGAGAGGAAAUGGGAAAUGAGGAGGGCGAAGUGGAGGAAACUGUGGAAAAAGAGGAGGAGGUAGAGAUGGAGGAGAAAGAAGAGGAAGGUGCAGCAGAGAUGGAGGAAAAUGUAGAACAAGAGGAGGGCAAGCAAGAGGAGGAGGAGGAGGAGGAGGAGGAGGAGGUAGAAGAAGCAGAAGAUGUCAAAGAGGAGAAAGGAGAGCUGGAAGAAGAGGAAGAGGAGGAAGCGCCAACUGAGGAUGAAACUGGAAAGGAGGAAGAAGAAGAAGAAGUGGAAGAGGAAAGUUAGUUGGGUGUAAAAACACAACUAACAGAGUUAGCAAGGAAUGGUUAAGAAGUAACUGCUUCCUCAUAGAAGAGGAUAUAGAGUUGAAGAUGCCCUUCUUUCCUCUGACCACUUAAUCAUGUGACCCUCUCAGCUGAAGGCCAGUGUAUGCUCAACUACAGACGUCUAAAACCUCAGAGAGAAACAUUUAAGACGGACAGUACAGCACCGGACCCAAACCUACGCCUUCCCGAACAGCCAGAUUGUUGCAACGUCUUGAUCAACUGGUAGUAUCACCGAAUAUCUGUACAUCCAUCACUGCCGUAGGGAAUAAACUGGGGAUAAUAAAAGGGGGGGGGACCCUUUGUACUCCUGAAAAUCUAAAAGAAACCUGAAAUACGUACAUGCAAAUAAGUGCUACCCAUUAUCUCUCUGUCACUGUCUCGUUUAUGAGGAAGAUACCACACACACACACACACCCCGACCAACAACUGUUAAAAGAAUGUCAACUUCCUCCGUUCUGUCAGAAAAGAGAAAAAAAUAAUGAAAAAAGUCUGGAAAGUGUAGUUUGUCGUCUUUUAUUUACUACAAAACUUUCCACCUCUGAACAGGACGCCGAGUAGACCUUUGGGCUCUGGUCUAGGAACAGUUUAACCUCCUCACAUACUAACCUUAAAGCAACAAUGCUGGCUCGCUGAAAGCACUUCUGAAUAAUAUCUGGACUGUUUUGUCAAGGUGCAGACAUUUGCAGUCCAGCUCAAAAGGCUGACCUGUGUGUAACACGUCGAUGUCGGUUCAUGUUUGAAAAUAAACCACACCCAGUAUUCAUCCCAUCACGACUGUUUCACCACUCCCAGACUGUGAGUGUGAUUCCCGGGUGAUUUCGUGCCAAAGUGUCCCACGACCAGCACUGAGCAAUUCAGCCUUCCUCCACACAAGGUGGCUACUCGUCCGUGAAGCAAUGAACUGUGGGACCAGGGUAACGGGUGUGAUGGUCUUCCACAAGUCCCAUUUUUAGUUUUGUUUUUGUAAAAAUGGUAUUUGGCACUUUAUCUAACACCCCUGUUACAUAUAUGUACAUAAUAAACAUGUAUUUUAAUCUGCUGAUGUCAUAAUAAAUAGGAUCAAUGAAGUUGAUGGAUUGGUGUUUUUAAUUGCAGGUCUCUGGCAUUCAUCAUUCUCCCCUGAACAAUACUGCAAAAGAUUUAUCCACCAUGAUACAGUAAGUAGUACUUUUGGGAACUCUUUAUUUUAUGGUCUAUAAUUUUCUAGGUGGUUUGGAAAGUAGAGCUGAAAUAUGUUAAUUGAUUAAUCAAAUCAAAUUAAUUGACAACAAUUUUGAGAAUCGUUACUCGUUUGAAUCUUCACUUUUUUUCCUGAUUAGUUGUUUUUAACAUUGUAAAUUAAAUAUAUUUGAAUCCAAUAUAUAUAAUAAAAUUUGUUAAUGGUUGGGAAAUUGUGACAUUGACAGGUAUUUUAUAGGCUUAACUAUGGAUGGAUUCAUUAUUCUGUAGGUUAAUCGACAAAUAAAAUCAUUAGUUGCUGUGCUUGUUGAAAGAACUGUCACUGUAUACUAAAUAUAGGAAAACAAAGAGUAUUUUACUGGUGAACUUCCAAUUAUUUGCUGUAACAGUCUUUUUGUACAUGACUGGUGAACUGAACAUGCAAAAAUCUACAGGAAAGCAUGUAUAAAGAAUAAUGUUAGAAGUAAUCAAUUAAUAUUUAAUAGGGUUUAAGUGAAGCACUUAAUUCAAGGCAAUUCUUAUUUUCUCCAUGGUUAGUACUGUGUUAUCUCCAGGAAAUCUGAGAAAUGAUUAGGAAAUUACAACCCACCUUGGAUAACUGACCUGGAUGACUGAGAAUCUUCACAGAAAUUACAACACCAUAAAAUAAUGUAGACCUGAAAUACUUAUUUUGAUCAUCAAAUGAACAAUUUGUUAAGUAAAAGUGUCAAUAAUUCUUAUUGUUCCAGCAACUCAAAUGUGAGGAAUUAAUGCUUCUCUUAGGUUUAUGUGAUAAUAAACUCUGUAUGUUUUAAGUUUUAGACAAAACAAGCAAUUUAAUGACAUCAUCUUGGUCUUUUGGGAAUUGUGAUGUGCAAUUUUUUUAAUUUCUUUACUUUUUUUCUAGAUUCAAUGAAUAACAAAGAAACAAAUCAGUUGCAGCCCUAAGGUUUUACUGAACAGCUUGCUGCUAUAUUGUGCUUCACUACGACAGUCAUUGACAAGCUUUUUAAAUAGAAAUCUGCAUUAG